GCAGUUGUCUCCUAGGCAGCUCUGGCAGCUGCAGAGGCAGUCGUAAGAAGCAGUUCGUUAGAGCCGUAGCGGGAAUCGUCAAGCUGGUCUAGACCGCGUGAAGUUGGUAGCUUUGGCGCUUUUGUGACACCACUUGUAGAUUCGUAGUAGCUGACACCAUUUUUUUUUUUUCUGCGCGGUGUGAUCACAUCAGGCGGGAGCAGUAUUUACACAGCGCUUCAUUUAAACAGCGUCGAAAAUAUUAAGUCAAGCGGUUAGACUAGCCAGUUUCGCACCAAGCUGCCCGAUGCAACGUCCCGUCUCGCAAGACGAUGCCGCCACAAUCAAAUUGUCUCUGCGCUACAGUAUAGAAAUUGGGAUAUCUGGCAGGGAGCCGGAAAAGACAGCGACGCCGAUGGCAACGAAGGUGUUCCGUGCAGUCAUCAUGGGUCCCCCGGGAUCGGGCAAAGGCACGAUAUCGGAGUGGAUCGUGCGAGAUUUUGCACUCAAGUACCUCUCUUGCGGAGAACUUAUGCGCCAGAACGUGCGGAAUAAGACACAGCUUGGGCUGGAGAUGGCGCCUUACAUGGAGAAAGGGCACCUGGUACCUGAUGAGGUGGUCACGAAGUUUAUCCUUCACGAGAUCAACAACACCUACAAGAAUGAACAUUGGCUGCUUGAUGGUUUUCCUCGCACUGUGCCGCAGGCAGAAGCGCUCUACAAGGACACAGAGCUGUCUUGUGUGCUGAAUCUGGCUGUACCUGAGGAAGAAAUCACGAAACGAAUUGAGGGGCGCUGGAUCCAUGCUGCCAGUGGUCGGACGUACCACACAGAAUUCAACCCUCCCAAAGUGCCCUUCAAGGAUGACGUCACUGGAGAGCCACUUGAGCAGCGUGCCGACGACAAACCUGCUACGGUGCGGGCCCGUCUGGUGGCCUAUCGAGCCCAGACUGAGCCCCUGCUAGCCUACUACGACAAGAAGGGCCUCCUGCACGAGUUCCACGGUACGAAGUCCAAGGAGAUCUGGCCACAUGUCUACAAGUACCUCAGCAGCGUUCGCAAGCCUGUCCGUGCACUGAGCAUAGACUGAAGGAGUGCGUCGCAUGCAGUCGGUGGUGGCAAGUCAUAUCACAUUGUUGACUGGUUGCUCCUUCGAAGAGGCCUUGGUGUCAAAACAAUGGACAGGCUUACGGCAUGCAUGCAUUCCAAAAUGUCAUUCCUCAUUGAAGAAGCCUUCUGAGGUGAGCCUUAAAACGCCGUAAAUUAGCAUCUGGCUAAAGGUCAGUGAAAACCAUGUUUCGUUUGGACUGCUAAUGCACUCGACUAUGCUUAAGAAAAGUUUUGAUAAGCGAAAUUGUUUGAGAAGCCUAAGAGUUGGGCACUUCUGCAUACUUUCCAUAAAUUGAGGCACACUGGCUAAGCCAGUGUGAGCAGUAUUUCAAAAGGACUUGUGCACUUCCCGUGAGCACAAUUUUUAUUUCUCAUAAUUCUCUAGAGUCGCGAGUAUUGACACAAUGGCAAUUGUUUCAACGAAGUGAACUAGAUGUUAUGCCACACAAAAGUGAGCAUUUUGGCGAAUACAGCGUCAGUAUACAGUCAACGUCUGAUUUUUCGGACUCCCUAGGGGCCGCGGAAACGUCAGAAAAAUCGGGCAGUCCGAAAAAAUGAAUCUAUACAUUUUACCGCCCCCCAUAGCUCAAAUUGCCACAGGCAUGUCCGAAAUAGCUCUGAAAGUGUGCGAGUACACUUACUAGGCCUAUCGGUGCUCUUACUGCGACAGGAGACGGCGGGUGCACGCGUGCAUAAUUAAGGAAUACAUACCGUGUUCCGUGACAAUUGCCCCUUCUCAUUCUUAGUAUGCUUCACCGUGUAACGCGGCUGUAUUGAGGUGAAGCUGACUUUUCGGAACCCGAUUAUCAGUGCGUUUUGCUUUUCGAGGUUCGAAGCCAUUGGCGAAGAUUACAAAGGCGGAGUCUGCAUCAUUGCUGACACCGCUGAAUUCUUUCAACGAAAAGCACAGCACUGAACAGCAAGAAACUUGGUAGCGAACGUCGAAGCAGGUAGGCCUAGCGUUGCCACCACCGCGGUGGCUAUUAGCCCCGAGAAAGAGGAAUGGCGCCCUCUGGCGAGUGACGUCACGGCCAGGACGCCGCUCGCUCCGGCUCGCUCGGCUGCCGCGCGCGCUCGUUCCCUUCGUGUAUGCUUGGGGUAUAGGUGGCUCGAGCCGUACGUAUUGAAGAAUAAGUCGGCUUCUUUCAGCUGCAAUACCUUAACCACAGUUUCUUCUUCAAAAGCGUGUGAGUCGAGAAACUUUGCGACUUGGAUAUCGCAAGCUAAGUAGCGUUAAAGGGGUCUACAAGGUUUUGCAAUGCAUAUAUGCGCCGUGUCUAUCGGUAAAUUUUGACUAAAAAGAGAAUAUCUGCAAAUUCAACGCGCGAAGUUGUGUAUGAUGCUUCGCUAAACACUUAACAUUCCUUUAGUAUUUAGCUAUGAGAGGUAUUGCAUUUUACGUGGAAGAAAAAUUUGGUAAUUGGCGUCAACAUGUUAUCCGAUAUUAGAAAGACACUGCCCAGCGAAGCUGUCAUCAUGAUUCCUAUUACUCUGUUGUGUUGUUCUAUUCAAAUAUGGCCAUUCAUUAAUGCGUAAAAAAAUAGUUAGGCGCGCAUUUCUUAUGAAAAUGUUUGCUGCUACUUUCAUCCCCCUCUGAAACAGGCCUCCAAAAAACGAAUUGCUCAUGGCUGCUAACACGACGGCGUGUCAUGUAGAGUAUUUACAUAUUUAAUUCACAAA
This is a messenger RNA of Dermacentor albipictus, 2769 nucleotides long. RefSeq names its product Adenylate kinase 3 (gene Ak3). NCBI's taxonomy places the organism in Eukaryota, Metazoa, Arthropoda, Arachnida, Ixodida, Ixodidae. The record is from RefSeq and is a predicted model, not a curated record. Gene Ontology annotation, cellular component: mitochondrion; cytoplasm. Gene Ontology annotation, molecular function: ATP binding; AMP kinase activity. Gene Ontology annotation, biological process: nucleobase-containing compound metabolic process.